AUGGUGGAACUCAGGAAGCGCAAGGCACCGGCCAACCCUCCGGUCCCAGAGAAAAAGACCAAAGCUCCCAAGCCUCAACCGGAUGUGGAUGCUGAUGUCGCGGCCGAUGUCGAUGUGGAUGUGAAGAAGAGCUCCAAGGUCCCUGAAGUGGAUGAUAUAAUCGACAUUGAAUCCUUCGGGGGCGAAGUGCAGACCAAUGAUGGCGAGACAACCUCCCUCAAGAAGCUCCUGGAUGAAAGUAAAGCUGGCGUGGUAUUCUUUACAUACCCCAAGGCCUCAACACCUGGCUGCACCAAGCAAGCUUGCUUGUUCCGUGAUAAUCACACCCAUCUGACCUCCUCUGGUCUUUCUAUUUACGGUCUUUCCGGGGACUCCCCCAAGGCCAACACCACGUUCAAGACCCGGCAAAACCUUCAAUAUCCACUCCUGUGUGACCCGCAGGCCAACCUCAUUGCAGCCAUUGGUCUUAAGAAAUCGCCCAAGGGCACCAUACGCGGUGUAUUCGCCGUUGAUAAGAAGGGUAAGGUCUUGCUCCGCGAGUCUGGUGGCCCCGAUGCAACUGUGGAUGCUGUUCAGAAGAUUGUUGCCAAUGCGCCCAAGCUCGAGGAAAAGGAAGCCGAGCCAGAAACUAAGCCCGAUGAUAAGGAUGAGAAAGAUGAGGCUGAUGGAUCCGAGUGA
Molecule: messenger RNA, 678 nt
Organism: Penicillium brevicompactum
Lineage: Eukaryota; Fungi; Ascomycota; Eurotiomycetes; Eurotiales; Aspergillaceae
Product: thioredoxin peroxidase DOT5
Exons: 2
Coding region: 1-678 (225 amino acids)
Biological process (GO): cell redox homeostasis; cellular response to oxidative stress
Cellular component (GO): cytoplasm
Molecular function (GO): thioredoxin peroxidase activity
Source: RefSeq, a predicted model, not a curated record